Messenger RNA from Columba livia (rock pigeon), 4371 nucleotides. RefSeq names its product small glutamine rich tetratricopeptide repeat co-chaperone beta (gene SGTB). Gene Ontology annotation, cellular component: TRC complex; membrane. Bases 187 to 1101 code for a protein of 304 amino acids. Lineage: Eukaryota; Metazoa; Chordata; Aves; Columbiformes; Columbidae. Gene Ontology annotation, biological process: post-translational protein targeting to endoplasmic reticulum membrane. The transcript is spliced from 11 exons. Gene Ontology annotation, molecular function: protein binding; molecular adaptor activity. The record is from RefSeq and is a predicted model, not a curated record.
UCCCGCCGCCACCGAGCGCGCGCGCACGCAGCCGCCGCUCGCGCCGCUCCCCCCAGCACUCCGCGGCGGCGCGCGCGCCCGCCCUCGCGCCCGCCCUCGCGCCCGUUGCGCUUCGCAGGCGGCGGCGCUGGCAGGGACGGGCGCUGCGCGGGGCUCGCCGCGGCGCGCAGGGAGAAACUCAUCAAGAUGUCAUCCAUCAAACGUUUGGUUUAUGCAGUCAUCCAUUUCUUGAGAGAACAGAGUCAGAUGGAUACUUUCACUCCAGAUGAACAAGAAAGCUUGGAAGUUGCAAUUCAGUGUCUGGAGACUGUGUUUAAGAUUAACCUGGAAGAUACUCAUCUUGCACCUCCACAGCAUUUGAUAGAAAUGUUCACAAAUUCUUUUCAGAAGAAUGACAUGCUGCCUCUCUCAGAUCCUUUUCCAGAGGAUGUUCUAAAGGCUGACCAACUGAAGGAUGAAGGUAAUAAUCACAUGAAAGAAGAAAAUUAUGGUGCUGCAGUGGAUUGUUAUACUAGGGCUAUAGAACUGGAUCCAAACAAUGCAGUCUAUUACUGCAACAGGGCUGCUGCUCAAAGUAAGCUCAACAAUUACCGGGAAGCAAUAAAGGAUUGUGAGAGAGCUAUAGCUAUAGAUCCGAAGUACAGCAAAGCAUAUGGGAGAAUGGGGUUGGCUCUGACCUCAGUGAAUAAAUAUGAAGAAGCAGUUACCAGUUACCAAAAAGCACUGGACCUUGAUCCAGAGAACGACUCUUAUAAGUCAAACUUGAAAAUAGCAGAACAGAAACUAAGAGACAUGUCCAGUCCUACUGGAACUGGACUUAGUUUUGACAUGGCAAGCUUGAUAAACAAUCCUGCCUUCAUUAGUAUGGCAGCAAGCUUAAUGCAGAAUCCUCAAGUUCAACAAUUAAUGUCGGGGAUGAUGUCAAAUGCCAUUGGUGGCCCUGCUGCGGGUGUUGGUGGCCUGUCAGAUUUGUCCAGCCUGAUCCAUGCGGGGCAGCAGUUUGCACAGCAGAUACAGCAGCAAAAUCCUGAGCUCAUAGAGCAACUGAGAAAUCAUGUCCGGAGCAGAUCUUUUAGUGGCAGCACUGAAGAGCAUUCCUGACUUACAGAAGGCAUGUGAAUUGGAAUGGUAUAUAACCCCAAAAUGCAUACCAUAGUUAGUAGCAAAAGCACCAUUGUAACUCUUCUGCUUGAAUAGAAGACAGAAAAUUCUUUGUGCGUGUUUGCAAACGAGAAUAAAUCUGUUAAACAGAUCUAUUGCACAUAACUCAGAACAUAUCGUUUAUGUAUAGUUAACUCCUCUGAAAAUUAAUACACUAAAUAGGUGGUUUAUUGAAAUCUCUUUAAGUAAAAGUGAUUUUCAGUAUGUGCAUUAGAUUGAUCUCCAGGGCUACUGAGUGUGGAGUUUUGCAGUGGGUGAUCUUGCAUAACAGCUUGAUUCUAACAUCCUAGUGUAAAAGGCAUAGUAUUCUUAUGCUGAAAAUCUUUAUGGCUGUACUCCUUGUCAAAUAUUGAAACAAUAGGCCCAUCUGGUGUGCCCUUUCAUAAUGAGCAUCAAUCAGUGGUAGAGUAUAGAGUGUACUUAAAACUAAUGAUUAAAAAGUUUUUCUUUAAGCCUGUGGGAGGGGCUGUUGUUAGUAACAUGAAAUAAUACUCAACUUCAUUGGGCAGGAGGGAGGGAGAUGAUUGCAUUUGAAGGAGUACCACAAAUUGUAGAGAAAGAGGACACUAAUCCCAAGUAGGACAAUACAGAUAAACCAAAAUGGAACUUGGCUUGGGAAAGAGUAUUAAGAAGUUUUAGGCUUUUCUACUGCCAUGUAUACCCUCAAAUCAUGAUGGUAGCCCUGGAGGUCAGCAUUAUGGCACUAUUUUCCUAGGCAUGGCAAACUGUAUUACAUUCUGUAUGUAUGCAGUGUUUAACAUAAGCUUAAAAUUCUUAACUGUAAUAAGCUGAAACUCAUCCUAUGACUGUACAAAUAACUAGUACUGAAAAUUUAUCAGAAAAAUAACUGCCUUAGAAAGAAUGAUUCUCUUUCUAUUCUUGUGUGAUAAAUCACUGGCUUAAAUAAGGAACUUUUUUGUUUGUUUCAUUACACAUACCCAUUUUAAGUGAUGGUUAUAUGGUCAAGUUAAAGAUUUUUCCACUCUGGUAUUUCUGUUCCUAUCUAUAUACAUAUUUCUGUUCUGGUACAAGGCACAUUUGUUUUUACUCCAAGGAGGUUCUCAACACUCACACAUUUUUCUUGGUUUAUCAAAACUAAUUUGAGAAGCUUGCUUUGGUUUCUAAGACAAGGUGACCUCUCCUGGCCAGUUAGACUGGAGAAGGUACGUGGAGAAGUAACAAUAGACUGCCAAAUGGAGAAACACAUAGGAACUCCUGGACCUCCGACAUGAUAGCUGACUCAUCUUGUGGUCAAAAAAGAGCACCUCAGGUAGAAACAAUUGCAAAAAUUUGGGGAUAACUUAUGUACUUGACUCUAACAAAUGCUACUUGUGCACCUAUUAUAUUAGUCUUCCCCUACUAAAAAGGGGGAGCAAUGUUGGAGGAAUGCAGCUGGAUCAAGAAAAAAUGAAAACUGAAGAAAACACAAAAAGAAAAAAUCUGUAUUACCAUCUGUUGAAUAAAGACAUAAAGCUUAAUAGAGCAACUCAAACAACUGUAAGACAUUUCAUACUUUAUUCAAUAGAGCUUGCCUACACACAGCAUUAAAAUACUUUUUAAAAUUCUCUAUGUAAGUUGAUGUAGCUGCCUUUUUGAAGGCUGUAGAGAUACUUAAGCUUUACAUUAAAUGCAUUUCCAAGCAACAGCUUCUGGCAACAUGUGAGGAAAAAGAAAAAAAAUCUUAACAGGCUUUUUUUUUUUCAGAGGUAGUUCAGAUCCUGAAUCUAAUCUGUUUAAGAGAACUGCUACUUAUGUUCAGUUACAUUUAUUAGGACAGGAUAUGAUUUACAAGAAAAGUCUAUGGAGACUGUAGGUGGGAUACAACUACUGUACUAACAUUGCUUGGAGUAGUGUGUUGUGUCAGGAGAGAAGCACUGCUCCUAGCAUAUCGCCUGUUAAGCUUCACGGUUCCCCUUAGUUCUAUUUAACACUUUCAACUGCUCAAAGUGAGCUUUACUAACUUUGAUAAGGGGAACCAAUAAAUGCAGAGUAGACUGGACAGCAUUGCAGUCUCUGUCACUGAACUUAUCCCUACUUUGUGAGAGCAAUCUUCAAGCGGUCAGUUGCUCUUCUACUUUAAGAUGAAAAGAGUGUGAAGACCCUCUUGAGAGUUCCUUGAGAACUACAAAAUAUGGUAAUAUUCAAAGACUGGCUGUAGAAGCUGUACUGUCAAGUACAAGCGCUAUAGCUUACUGGAUUUAUGGGAUAACUAUCCCCAAGGUUAAAUGGAUGGAAAGCAUUGGUUAGUUAUCUGAAAACUGCUACUGAAAUCAAUGUUAUAGAGUGAUAACUUUCAUUUCAUGUGCUACAAUAUUGUCAUGUUCAGGUUUUAUUCCGGUACAGAUAAUAUGUAACCAGAGUAUUUAUUAAAACAUUGAUGGCAUUAGCUAACCAAUGUGCUGCAACUGGCACAAUACUUACCUUGUAAACAUUCUUUGUUUCUUGUAUAUUGACAGAAAGGGCUUUAUUGCCGAAAUAGAAAACAGUGAAACCAAUAACAGGAGCUGUCAUUACAUGCUUUUCCAUUUAAUUCAGGAACAGAGGGAUCAUUUAUGCUUAAGUCUAUUUUGCCUUGAAUAAGCUAAAUUUUUUCUCAGUCAUGCAAUAUGUCUUAAUCACAGGGUAAGGAAGGAAUCUUUUCCUGUGUAAUAACUGCACUUUGUUUUGCACUAAAAUUUUUCAUCCUGCUAGUUCAAAUGGUAAACAACAAACUCCCUAAUUUAUUUUAUUUUAAGGUCAAUUGCCGUUUAUCAUUCAACUGAACAAACAGGCAUUUAACACCUCAUUAGUUUUGUGUUAUCACUGUGCCAUCAGCAUAUAAGUGUGAUAAUUGUUAGAGAAGAAAAUGUUUUGCACUUAAAUUAUAAACUCUUGUAACCUACUUGCAUGGAAAUAUAUUCUUCUAACUAUGCCUGAUCGUAAAAACACCUAAUGGAAUAUUUGGCUUAGAAAUUGUUUCAGUUGAACUUUUCGUUUUGUAACAAGUACAAAGUAAAAUCAUUAAUGCAUACUGUGAAAGAACUAAGUCUGUGGCUUUGGAUUCAUACACUGUUACAAGGCUACAGAAAGUCAUACUGGCAAAAUGCAACUUGUCUACUAUUUCUGUAUCUCUCCUACCUCUUAACUAACAUGGUUACAUCUCCUUCAACUUGUGUCAGUUUAACUUGAAAAUAGAUUAUAAAUAAAGUUAUUUCCAUUUUUUUGUGUGGA